This is a messenger RNA of Aphanomyces astaci, 339 nucleotides long. RefSeq lists its product as hypothetical. The transcript has 2 exons. The record is from RefSeq and is a predicted model, not a curated record. Lineage: Eukaryota; Oomycota; Saprolegniomycetes; Saprolegniales; Verrucalvaceae. The coding region runs from base 1 to 339 and encodes 112 amino acids.
AUGUCAUCUACCAACACGGCGCGGCUUUGCGACAACGAUACCGCGCUACUCGUCGGCGGGACACCCCCCCACGAUCAAGCACCCUCGGCAGCAACCACCGCUGCUCAGGCGACGCUGGAAGAAGAGCAAGUGGCCCGCAUGACAUCCCUUGGGCGGAAGUUCGAAGAGUCACUCCGUGUCACCCAUGAAACAAGAGUGGCCUUGGAAGAGCAGGUUUCCACCAUGUCCGCUCAUGAACGCAACCUCCAGGAUUUACUUCGCGUCGCCCAGGACAAAGCUCACCUCGCGCAUGUUUUAGAAUCCACGGACCACUCAUCGGCUUCUCGCCUCAAGCGAUGA